This is a messenger RNA of Cynara cardunculus var. scolymus (artichoke), 1031 nucleotides long. RefSeq names its product vesicle-associated membrane protein 722-like. Gene Ontology annotation, biological process: vesicle-mediated transport. The transcript has 5 exons. Gene Ontology annotation, cellular component: membrane. The coding region runs from base 76 to 741 and encodes 221 amino acids. Lineage: Eukaryota; Viridiplantae; Streptophyta; Magnoliopsida; Asterales; Asteraceae. The record is from RefSeq and is a predicted model, not a curated record.
UCUCUAGAAAUUCCUUCCUCCCUCCCUCCCCUUUCUCUCUCUCUCACACACACACGCACAUCAUUCACCGGAGGGAUGGGGCAGCAAUCGUUGAUCUACAGCUUCGUCGCCAGAGGAACGGUGAUUCUCUCAGAAUACACGGAGUUCACYGGAAAUUUCACUAGCAUCGCUGCACAGUGUCUCCAGAAGCUUCCUGCUACAAACAACAAAUUCACCUACAACUGUGAUGGUCACACCUUCAACUAUCUUGUUGAAGAUGGAUUUACAUACUGUGUUGUCGCCGUUGAAUCYGUUGGUAGACAGGUCCCAAUAGCUUUUCUUGAGCGAGUCAAGGAGGACUUCACUAAGAAAUAUGGAGGGGGGAAAGCUGCAACAGCUGUUGCCAACAGUCUGAGCAAAGAGUUUGGUCCCAAGCUGAAGGAGCAGAUGCAGUACUGUGUGGAUCAUCCAGAAGAGAUCAGCAAGCUUGCAAAGGUGAAAGCCCAAGUCUCAGAAGUCAAGGGUGUGAUGAUGGAAAAUAUUGAGAAGGUUCUUGACCGUGGAGAGAAGAUUGAACUUCUGGUGGACAAAACAGAGAACCUUCGCUCCCAGGCGCAAGAUUUCAGGACGCAAGGCACCCAGAUCAGGAGGAAGAUGUGGUUGCAGAAUAUGAAGGUAAAACUGAUAGUUCUYGGAAUCAUCAUUGCUUUGAUUCUCAUUAUAGUUCUAUCAGCUUGUGGUGGCUUCAAAUGUGGCAAGUGAAAUACAUCUUUGCAUUGGGGGGUGGGGGAGGAUUUUAGGAUGGUAAAAAUUUCAUUCAUGUUAAAAAAAAUUCAGGGCUUCGUUGUUUUGUCCCAUGUUUAUUUGUUUGCUGCUGAUUUUGUUUUGUUAGUUUCAUUUGGGUGACACGAAGGCCUACCUUUUCAACCAAAAAAAAGCUUUAUAUUGUSAUAUAGUGGGUGGCUGUAUAGUUUGUACCUUAAGUACCAUUGACAUCUAUAGGGAGAACAUUUUGAUUGCUGUUAAAGCAAUGCUUGCACUCUUCUUUCAGG